Phalacrocorax carbo (great cormorant) is the source of this 2714-nucleotide messenger RNA. The record is from RefSeq and is a predicted model, not a curated record. Lineage: Eukaryota; Metazoa; Chordata; Aves; Suliformes; Phalacrocoracidae.
CCACAGCACUUGUCUGUGCUGUGCAGCUGAUUCGUGACUGUGGCUUGGAGACAUUCAGUGCCUUGCACUGCUACGGCAGUCACUGGUGGUGUUGGCCUCUAGCAUGACCCUGCGCUGCCGUAGCCCGGUGCGUGGGUCCGUGCCCCACAGGCAGGCUGGGGCAGCUUGCCCCACGUUCCUGCAGGCAGUCCCUUUGUCCAAGCUAACCUUGAGGCUGCUGAGUGGGCACCAAGGCACAGCUGUGUGUUUCCCCCACUGCCAGUGCAUGGCAGUGUCCUGCAGAGGAACAAGCCUGCUGCGGUGGGACAGUGCUAUCUAAGCCUGCUAUUGUCAAAUGCCACAGUACCUUUCAAGUGCUGGUGUGGUUCAUGGAUCGGAGCUGUCAAGCCCUGAUGUGUCCUGUGCUGGUCUCUAACCUGUGUUUCAACUGUGGUUGCAUGAGUGUGACCGGUGCUGGGCCAGAGAUCUCAAGCCCUGUGUUCUGGGGCACAGGUGUCCCAUGAGAUGGGAAGAAGCUUGCACAGGAUGGGAAAGCCCUCUUCUGGAGUGUCCAGGACCAGACACAGGUGGCCAUGAGCAUGAAGGAGUGUAGCAUCCGAGGGGCAGGAAAGGGCACUGGUGAGACCCCCAUCAGGCUAGGAUUGAAUGACUCAGGGCUGGAGCUGGGCCCACAUGCUCUAUGUGGUUUUGGGGUGGCCUCACUGCAACAGUGGCACCCCGGGAUAGGUAGGAGGGUGGGUGUCCCUUCCCCUCCGUGCUGCCCCUUGGUUGUGUUCCUGCUGGAAGCAGACUUUGCUUGUUGGAGCAGGCUGAUGUGCUCUGCCUUGCGCCCUUGCUGCUGACUGUCCACAUCCAGCUGGGCACUGGCCAGUGAUUGCUGCUACAAGUUCCCGUAAGGCUGGGCUGGGCCCUUGCCUCUGCUGACAAACAACCUGCACCCGAGGGGCCAGGGGCUGCCAGGACGUGGGGCUGGAACCUGCUGGGCGGGAAGGGGUGGGUGCUUUUGGGAAGAGGUCGGCUUGGCUGUGGUUUCUUGGAGCCUGCAGCAAGCUGGCAUGGGAUGUGCUGCACCCCUUGGCCAGCUGGGCUGGCACUGCUCAGGGCACUGGCAGCACCGAGCCCCGCUGCACCCCAGCCUUGCAGGGUGGCUGACAGGGUGCACCCUGGCUGCGGGCAGAGCCAGGCACAGGAUGAGAUAGCACUUGGCUUCUGUGCCCUAGCUUCACCUGCCAGCACUGGGGGGGCUGUCUGUACCCUGUGGGGUUGCUGCAUGCCCUCACAGGGACUGAUCUACCUGGUGGCACAGGGCAGUUUUGCAGGGGGCAGGGGCUGCCUCUGCUUUCUGUGAACCUCAGGAAGAGUCACAGUGCCAGGACACCAGUGUCUGCAGCCAGCUCCCUCCCUGCAUAUUUGUUGCUGCAAAAUCCCGGAAACUCUUGGCACGCUGGCUUCCCAUAGGGGCUUGGCAGGCGUGCCGGGAGCCUCUGCCAGGCUGGCUGCGCUCCUCUUGCUGGGAAAGGUGCUGGCUGCAUACAGCAGGGUCAGGAGGUCUGGAACACAUGAGGCUGCACCAGGGUGAGGGAAGUGGCAAUAAAAGGGAUGAGGAGGGAGCCCUGAACAGCAUCGACCUGCAGAAGGAGGCUGCUGUGAGGAGAGGGAGCUAUAAGCAUGGGACCUGCAGUGCUGCUGAUUGCUGGCCUGGCCUGGACCGUGCUGGAGACUGCAACUGCCACCGAGUGGAGCUGUGCAAAGCCUGCGGAGAUUGAACAUGGCUACAUGGAGCACCUGAUCAAGUACCACUGCAACCCGUACUACCAGCUCCAUGGCUCUGAUGAUGGCACAUACAAGUGUGACAAGGAUCAUGAGUGGGUGAACCUUGAAGCUGGCAAGGAGGCACCUGUCUGUGAGCCAGUGUGCGGGAAGCCGAAGAACCCCCCCAAGCAGAUGCAGCGCAUCAUCGGGGGCCUGCUGGCUGGGAAGGGCAGCUUUCCUUGGCAGGGCCGGCUGGUGACCCGCCACAACCUCACCGUGGGGGCCACGCUCAUUGAUGACCAGUGGCUGCUGACCACUGGCAGGAAUGUCUACCUGAACCACAGUGAGAACACCAAGCCAGAGGAGAUCGCCCCUACGCUGCAGCUCUUCCUGGGCAGCCAGCAGCAGCUUGCCUUGGACAUUGAGCGUGUGGUGCUGCACCCCAGCUACCCAGAAGCUGUGGAUCUGGCCCUGCUGAAGCUCAAGGAGAAGGUGCUCCUCGGAGAGGAGGUGAUGCCCAUCUGCCUGCCCCAGAAAGACUAUGUGCACCCGGGGCGGGUGGGUUAUGUCUCAGGCUGGGGCCGUGGUGCCACCUUUGCCUUUCCCAAAAUGCUGAAGUAUGUGAUGCUGCCGGUGGCAGAGGGUGAGAAGUGCAGGCAGUACUAUGAGGCACAGAACGCAUCCUACUCGGUCAAGCCCAUCCUCAGCAGUGACACCUUCUGUGUGGGCAUGAGCGAGCUGCGGGAGGAUACGUGCUACGGGGAUGCUGGCGGCGCCUUUGCCGUGCAGGACCCUGACGAUGACACCUGGUAUGUGGCUGGCAUCCUCAGCUAUGACAAGACCUGCACAGCCUCCAAGUACGGCGUAUACGUGGACAUACAGCGUGUCCUGGCCUGGAUCAAGGAGACAGUGGCGGCUGGCUGAGGCGGGGCUGUAGGAGAAUAAAACUGCCUCAACAUCUG